AUGGUGAAUCUUUUUGUUUUGGAAUGGAACUUCUUGUUAGACAAUCUAAUGUUCACUUAUAAGUGGUACUAAUUGCUUAUUAUAUAAUAAUAAAUGUACUUAAGGAGUUUCCAAUUUUAUAGAAAUAAUUGUAAUUAAAUAAGUAAUGAGAUUUAUUGCUAAUUAGCUUAUAAUAGUUCUAACAUUAAAUGUUUAUGGAUUAAUUCAUCUUUUGUAUAUUAUUUUGAUUUUACUAAUUCUUUUACUAAUAAAUAUAAUGAAUAUUAAUGUAUAAGAUAUGGCUUAUUGUAUGUUAUCCAAAACUAUUAAUGGAUGAGAAUUAAAAUAAUGCAAUGA
Paramecium primaurelia is the source of this 336-nucleotide messenger RNA. The record is from the annotation of a GenBank genome assembly. Lineage: Eukaryota; Ciliophora; Oligohymenophorea; Peniculida; Parameciidae.